Messenger RNA from Harpia harpyja (harpy eagle), 3744 nucleotides. It is a transcript of the gene SLC3A1, whose product is annotated as solute carrier family 3 member 1. Lineage: Eukaryota; Metazoa; Chordata; Aves; Accipitriformes; Accipitridae. The coding region runs from base 145 to 2181 and encodes 678 amino acids. Gene Ontology annotation, biological process: carbohydrate metabolic process; amino acid transport. The record is from RefSeq and is a predicted model, not a curated record. The transcript is spliced from 11 exons.
UCUUUUUGAACUUUGACUGGUUGGUCAGGAUUGAUCAUAAACCCAGAUGCUAAUGACGCUGCUUCUCAUUUCACUGAACAAAGGUGUGUUGGCAACACUUCCUUGCUGUGUCAGGAGUCUCCAGGACAAGACCCAUGAAGUAAAAUGGUCGAGGAGGAAGCUAAGAGCUUACCUAUGGAGCUGAGCGAGAAGGGAGGUGUGGAGAACAACGGAUUUGUUCAUAAUGAGGCUUUUGUUGACAAGGAGAUGGAUACCAGUAGCCAAGAAGAAAUGCCAAAACCACACGUUGUUGAUGUGGACCCAGCGGCUAUGGAGGAGCCGCUGUUGAAGCCCUAUGCGGGGAUGCCGAAAGAAGUCUUGCUGAAGUUCUCCAGCCAAGCCCGGUACAGAGUCACCAGGGAGAUUCUCUUCUGGCUUAUAAUUGCCGCUGCUGUUGUGCUUGUGUGCACUACAAUAGCGAUUAUUGCUCUCUCUCCAAAGUGCCUUGACUGGUGGCAGGCUAGUCCUAUGUAUCAGAUCUAUCCUCGUUCCUUCAAGGACAGCAACAUGGAUGGGAAUGGGGAUCUGAAAGGUAUCCAAGAGAAACUGGACCAUAUCACAUAUUUGAAUAUAAAAACCAUCUGGAUCACCUCUUUCUAUAAGUCCCCCUUGAAAGACCUUGGAUAUGGAGCUGAAGACUUCUAUGAUAUUGAUCCUAUGUUUGGAUCAAUGAGCGAUUUUGAGAAUCUGCUUGCAGCCAUACAUGACAGAGGGCUAAAGGUGAUAAUGGAUUUAAUACCAAACCACACAAGUGACAAACACCGAUGGUUUCAGCUGAGUCGCAAUCGGACUGGGAAGUACACGGACUACUACAUCUGGCAGGACUGCACACAGGCUGCUGGUUCGGUCACUCCUCCAAACAACUGGGUGAGUGUCUUUGGGAAUUCCAGCUGGCAGUUUGAUGAUGUGAGAAAGCAGUGUUAUUUUCAUCAGUUUGGGAAAGAACAACCAGACUUAAAUUUUCGCAACCUUGCUGUCCAACAAGAAAUCCAUGAUAUUAUCAAAUUUUGGCUUGGAAAAGGAAUCGAUGGAUUUAGUUUCAGCACUGUUAAAUUUCUUUUAGAAGCAACACAUCUCCGAGAUGAACCUCAAGUAAACAAGUCCCAGAAUCCAGAGAGUAUCACAGCUUAUUCUCAGCUCUACCAUGACUACACAACCAUGCAAGUUGGUAUGCAUGAUAUCAUCCGUAGCUUCCGUCAAACCAUGAAUCAGUUCAGCAGUGAACCUGGCCGAUACAGAUUUAUGGGUUCUGAUGGUGAUGAAAAGGAAGACAUUGAGGCAACAAUGAUGUAUUAUGGAGCAACUUUUAUCCAAGAAGCAGAUUUUCCCUUCAAUUUCAACCUAAUUAACAUGAAAAAUCUAUCAGGCAACAGUAUUUUUGAAGCUGUCAACUUGUGGAUGAAAAACAUGCCUGCAGGAAAAUGGCCAAACUGGGCGGUUGGAAGCCCUAACGCUGCUCGGAUUUCAUCUCAGAUUGGGAAGGAAUACAUCAAUGUUAUGAACAUGCUGCUUUUAACCCUCCCUGGUACUCCUGUAACUUACUAUGGUGAAGAAAUAGGCAUGGAGAACAUUGCAUCAGAAAAUGUGACCUUUCCAGAGAAAUCCCCCAUGCAGUGGAAUGGCAAAGUUAAUGCUGGUUUUACUGAAGGCAACAGUAGCUGGUUACCUGUUAACUCUGACUACCAAAGUGUAAAUGUUGAAAUCCAGAUGACCUGGUCCAACUCAACCCUGAAUUUGUACAGAGAGCUAACUUUACUUCGCAACAGUGAGCUCCCCAUUCAUCGGGGGUGGAUGUGCUACAUCUGGAAUGACAGUAAUGUUUUUGUGUAUGUGAGGGAAUUGGAUGGGUUAGACAGAGUCUUUAUGAUGGUUCUCAAUUUUGGGCAGGAAUCGACAAUAGACUUGAAAGCUAUAGUUCCUAACCUUCCAUCUGAAGCUAUUAUAAGACUAAGUACUAAUUUUAGCAAUGCUGGUAAAGCUGUCAAUACCGAACUAAUUAAAACUGAAAAGGGAGAAGGCCUAGUCCUCGAAUAUAAAACAGCAAAGCCUGUUCAUACUAUGGAAGCUUUUCAAGGAAAAUGUUUUGUGGCAGAAAAAGCUUGUUAUUCCAGUGCUUUCAAUUUACUCUACGUGAAUUGUUAAGUGCAGGAGUAGAGUAACCAAUUUUCAUGUUAAUUUAGAAAAUGUUGGCUUCAGGGAAACGCUAAAAAUUUUCAGUUUUCUUUGGCUUUUAAAACUUUGUGUACAAAAUAAAAGUCCUGAAAAAUAGAACAGAUACCCAAUAGUCUUUUAUCUGUACUGGUGAUGAAAAAGUAUGGUAUAAACUCCCCCUUAGGGUCUGUGGAGAAGAAAUGUAAACCUGUCCUGUUUAAGUGUGGGUAUUUUUGUGAAGAACGGCAACAGUUGCUUUCUGGGUCUGACCUUGCAGUUGCUGGUCAUUAAGAGCUCCAGUGGAAUCCAAAGCCUGUGGCAAUUCAUACUAACUUUUUGGAAGUCUGUAGAUUUGUAAAACUUAUUCUAAAGGGGUGGCCCUAUAUUUGUUAAAAUAGGUAAAAGCAAGCAAGAUUAAUAUAUAAAGUUGUGAUGGCUUACCUCUUCUCUCAACUCUUCACAGCUCUGAUUAUCCUCAAAGAUAGUAAGAAAAAGAACAAAAUAUAGCUAGUAUGUCUAAUUCCACACUCAAGACUGCACUGCCAAUUGACUCCCCCCCCCCUCCCCUGCUGCUGAGUCAGAAUACAUUUGCAUUUGCAUUCUCUUCUUUUUCUACCCUAAGGUUGAGGUGAGGUGUGCAUAGGUUAGUUCAGAGUAAGCAAGUGAAACAACUCCACUGAAUGUCACACUUGCUCAUGUUUUGUUUUGUAUUUGGUGCACCUACAGUGGUUUAUGUGACACAAAGGAAGGAUAAGCAUUUGGCUUGGUACAGUCUGUUUUGGACACGGGGGUGAUCUGGGGAACUCUGUUUUGGUUUGAGGACCUUAUAGCCACAUAGUGUAUUUUCCACCAACUGCUUGUACCAGUUGCUGUUUCUAGGUGUGCACCACGCAUCUAUCUUGACAAGAAAUGUGUAACAGUUUUGUGCCUUGCUCAGAGGUCAGCUAAGCUAUGCAUCAGGCUGCUUUAGUGGGGAUGUUGUUUUUGUUUUAUCCUCUGGAGAGACUUGUGGCAUCUCCUCCUGGGGCAUUUGUCUUGUCUUCUGGAGGGACUUUGGCACCUCCUUUUUAAGAUUACCAUGCUAGUUAAGGUAACUGCAAGAUUUUGAAUCUACUCAGAUGCAAGAGCUCUGCUAAAAUUCCUGUUCUUGAGAGUCCAAUUCCUUUGCAGCUUGUUUGAUCCCACCAUAGGAUCAGUACACUAUGGCUGCUGUGUAGCUAGGAAGGGCAGUAGUCAUCAUCACCUAUGUAUGGGAAUUAGUUUUAGAAGACCCUAGUGAGACCUUUAAAUCAAAUACUUCUUGGGAGUUUUACUGCCUUGUGUAAAACGUGGUCUUGGAAGAGAGGUCUUAGACUGGAAAGGCUGCCUGUACAAAGUGCAUGUACUUCACAUGUUAGGCUUUACGCACCAACUGUUGUGCUUCCGCUCCACUUGUAUAGUGCUGCACUGAUGGCUUGUGUGAACAGAACUGUACUGAACAACUUGAUUAAUGCAGGUGGCUACUACUGUACUAUCUGGCAGGGGAGAAAUUCAGCUCUUAGUUUGUAUGUUUAU